CAUUGUUUGCCAAAUGCUCGGGUUACAAGUGGUGGAACUCUUAGACUGGGACGUCCCACCAUCUGCAGUGUCCUCGAUUAAUGCUACGUUGAAGAAUCCCUGGUGUAGCGGGAAUGAGACAGAUAUCCGAUAUUGCAUGCAAGAACCAAACGCAACUUGCAAUAAAUACGCAGCAGUCAAAUGCAGCGAUCCCCUAAUUCUUUGUGUCGGGUCGAUUGCGGACGGAUACAGCGAUGACUCUUCAUUCCACCUGUCCAGUGACGUUGAACCAACAACGAGGGAACCGCUGCAGAAAAUAUAUACUCAAACGAUGACGACAGCUACAACCCUGUCACCAAUCAAAGGAGCUUUAGAUAAAAUAUUGAAUGAUACUAUCACGGAAGACAAUUUAAAUACCGUCUCAGAUGAACUGGCGAACGUGACUGAGGAUUCGAACAAAUUUGAUGUGGAAGAUCUCCAGUCUGUCACAGACAAACUAAGUUCAAUUGUUGAAUUUGCGUCAAACCAAAACCUGACGGAAAAAGCCAUCGCACAGGUGUCUGUGAGUGUGAUAGGAGCGGUGGAUAAUAUCUUGAACAUCCCAGAGAGUACCUUCGAGACAGCGAGCUCCCAGCAGGUCUCAAAGACAAAUAACAUAUUGACUACAAUCUCGAUACUUACUGAAAAUAUUCAAAAGGCAUCCACCAAGAACUUCACCUACAGUGGAUCAAAUAUUGUACUGGCAGCUGUCAAAGUAGACAGGAAAAAAUUUCCCCUCACGACGGCGAUAGGAGGAGCCAUGGAUGAUGUCAUAGACUUUUCAGCCAAUGAAGGAUCUCCGUCUAAUGCGGCAGGUGUAACGUCAGUAUCUCUGCCGGAAGCAAUUCUCCCUUCAGAAUCUAGUACUAACCAGGUAAUAUCCGUCAGCGUCUUUCUUCUAAACUCGCCCAAGCUGUUCCAGGGUAACAGACCGUCCUCAUCCAGUACUCCAUCGUCUGGAGACAAGCAGAAUCAGCAACCGAAGACGGAGUCGGUUGUCGCUUCUCCUAUCUUAACUGUGACCAUUGAGGGAACUGAUAUCAAAGACCUCCCUGAUAAUGAAUCAAUUGUCUUUGUGUUUCCUGUGAACCAGACAUUGAUUAGAGAAGAAAAUGAUGCUGAGGUGUCUGAACGUUGUGUGUAUUGGGACAUCGACUUGGGAGAAUGGUCGGACGAAGGGUGUAGAACCGAGAAAACGGCUCUUGAAGGUAUGGUGUCUUGCCGGUGCUCUCAUCUCACGAGUUUCGCCGUUCUACUGGAUAUCAAAGGAAGCAUCAUAUCUAAAGCUCUUGAUGUAAUCAGUCGCAUCGGUUGUAUAGCUUCGAUUGUUUGUCUCGUCAUAACCCUCUGCAUUCUGCUAGGUUUUAGGAAACUGCGCAGGAAACAGCCACAGCAGAUCCUUAUCAAUCUCAGUUUCGCGCUGCUAGCUCUGUACGUCACUUUCGUCAUCGGUAUUGACCGACCAACCUCGAGGAUCAGCUGUACUUUGGUUGCUAUCCUAUUGCAUUACUUCUGCCUUGCAUCGAUUGCUUGGAUGGGUGUAGAAUCCUUCAACAUGUACAUGAUGUUUGUUAGGGUUCUGAAUUCAUACAUACCGAAGUUUCUACUAAAAUGCUCUGUGAUUGGUUGGGGCAUUCCAUUGGUUGUCGUCAUAAUAACAGUUGCCAGCAAGUGGACAGCUUACCAAAAUUAUGAAUACUGUUUUAUUCUCCCUGGAUAUUCGUUAUACUUCGGACUGGUCCUUCCCAUCGGACUCAUCCUGUCAUUCAAUGGCAUCAUUUUCGCUAUGGUACUCUACAAACUGAGUUGUGGUAGGAUCUCAACCUCCAAGUCAAGCACAUUGGAGUCAAAGAAAGAGAAUACCAUCAAAGCGCGCAUGGAAGCCAUUCGCCGCGCCCAAAACGUCGUCGCGAUAGGCACGCUGAUGGGUCUGACAUGGGCUUUCGGGUUUCUGUCUUUUGGUGGAGGUCGCUACUUGUUCAACGCCUUAUUCUCCAUCUUUAACUCCCUCCAGGGAGUUUUUGUGUUUCUUCUCUUUGGCAUGAGGCAACCAGAGCUGAGAGAAAAAUUGACGAUAACUAAGAAUCGUUUUCUGCAUGGUGCAUCGUCUGCCCGUAGACGCAGUUCUGAAUUUUGGGCAUCGUCGAGUGGAGCACGUAUGACCCAACGACCUUCUGACGUCACGUUCAUCUCGACGGUUAAAACUGAUUCUGUUGCUGAAGGUCAGGCUUCCACGUACUUCGAAAGUACUCUUGAUACAGGUCCACCUUUAAAUAAACAGUCGGAUGAUACUCUUCUUUAAUGACAGAAGAGAAACAGACCUCUACGAUUCUAUAAAGUGCGACCCAGAAAAAACGAAACCGAGAAUUGUCGAUGUUUCAUCAUAACUUAAUCACAAUUAUAAGUAAUAAAUGACACAGAUUUGUAAAGCUUAUACACAAAUAAAUAUUUGGGUAAUCUUACUCAGAUAGGCAAACAAACUUUGACACUAUAGUGACACACUUAACUGAAUACAUUAACUCAUUAAAUUGAGAUUUAUAACUCACAGGAAUGAGUUUUGUUAAUUUGACAUUAUAGUGACAUGGCAAAUGAGUAUUUUAAAUAAGUGAAUUAUUUAACCUAAUGUUGUGAGUAAAUCGAUCCAACUCAACUAGUGAGUAAUGCUUCAUUUACUCAGUCAGUCAGGUUAUAUCGCCGUUCGUACGGUGAGUUUGUAUGUUUGUCACUUAAAAAUGGAAGUCCUUCGCCAUGCACUACCUACACUUCGGUCGUGCACAAGAAGAGCUUCAAAAUUUCGGCUCUAGAUCUAGAUUUUAUAUCUGAUCGGUAGCCUUAACUUGUUUUAGAAAAAGGUCUGCAUAAAAUUCAAGGGAUCCCUUUACUACUAACUGAUUCAAAAUUAAGAAAAAUUAAAUCUACUUACACUUAUUCUGGGGAUCGUCGGCCGCUAAAAACGUGACGGUCGGGUACGUAUGUACGAUCCAACGAAUAAAGAGUCUGUGACAAAUUAGGGAGCAAAGAGCCACUCUACACACUUUUUUUUACUCAUCCGGUCACUAAAGUUGGAGAAUAAUCUAUACUUUAAUGAGUAAAAAGAUUCCAAUUGUUUGAACAAUGACCAUGCUAAUUAUGUAUGUAAUACAUAUGAUAAUAUUGUGAUAUGCUUAUGUGAUGCUAGUGAAUCUCUAUAUCACUGUAAAAACAAGGUUCAUAAUACUAGGCCUGGCUGGAAUGAGCAUGUGUCAGAGCUCCACUCUGCUGCUCGUGAGGCUCACCUACUCUGGGUUGAAGCUGGCAAAAACAGACAGGGACGGUUAUUUGAGCUAAAAAAAGAGGGCCAAUGCACGAUUCAAGUAUGCUCUCCGUUUUAUUAAGAAUAAUGAGAAGUCAUGCGGGCGGACUCCGUUGCUCGUAAAUUGCAGGGUAAAAGUUAUUAUUUUGGAAAAAAAUGAAAUGUGUUAAUAAUAGUAAAGCGCCCCUUCCAACUAAUAUUGAAGGUAUCUCUGGUGAUGAAAAAAUAAGUGAAUUGUGGUGUAGCCAUUAUAAGGAUUUGUUUAAUUGUGUACAGAGUACGGUGCAGGAUGUAACUAAUGUUGACUUUGAUGUAAAUAUGGUUAUCUCUCCUGAGGAGGUAAAAGAAGAUAUUAGAAAAUUAGACGACAAUAAGUCAUGCGGUCUUGAUACUAUUACAGCUAAACAUUUAAAGUUUGCAAGUCCGAAACUCAUGCCCUUGCUUGCAAUGUGCAUUUCCGGAUUUUUGAUUCAUGGUUUCUUACCAGAUAUUAUGAUUUCCGUUGUUUUGGUGCCGGUCCUUAAAAACAAAGCUGGUCGCAUUACUAGUAAGGACAACUAUAGACCUAUAUCAUUGGCUAGUGUCCUGUCCAAAGUGCUGGAAAAGAUAUUGCCUGAUCGGUUGGAGAUGUAAAUUCUUACUAAAGACAACCAGAUCGGUUUUAAAGCCAAACAUGGCACUGACAUGUGUAUAUUUGCUCUGAAGAAAGUUAUUGCAAGUUAUCGUAGCAGAAAUUCUUCCUUGUUUCUUUGUUUUCUUGAUGCUUCCAAAGCUUUUGAUCGGGUAAAUCAUGAAAAGCUGUUUACGAAAAUGGCUGAUAGAGGUAUUUCUAAGUACCUGAUUAGGAUACUCGUGUUUUGGUAUACCCAUCAAACAAUGAUGCCUAGAUGGGGAAGUAGUGUGUCUGAACCAUUCCAUGUCAUUAAUGCAGUUAGAUAGGGAGGUAUUCUUUCUCCCUUUCUCUUUAACCUGUAAAUGGAUGGUCUAUCCGACAAUUUGAAUGCUUGUAAAAAAGGCUGUGUAGUUGGCAGUAUAGUAGUCAAUCAGUUAAUGUAUGCCGAUGACCUCGUUAUUUUUAACCCGUCAACUGCUGGGUUGCAGAGUUUGCUCAAGAUUUGUUCUGAUUAUGGAUAUGAUAAUGAUGUCAAAUAUAAUGCAAAAAAUAGUCAUGUUAUGAUGAUUAGAUGUAAGGAACACUGUAGAUUGGUAUUCCCGGAUUUUUAUUUAUGUGGAGCUAAACUCAAUGUGUGUACAGAACAGAAGUCAUGUAUCUUGGUCAUUUCUUUUUAUACUGAGGAUCUCUGUGAUGAUAAAGAUAUUAGUCGACAGUGUCGUAAAUUAUAUGCUCAAGGUAAUAUGCUCGUUACGAAAUUUCAUAUAUGUUCUCCAGAUGUGACGGUGGCAUUAUUUAGGGCAUACUG
Messenger RNA from Strongylocentrotus purpuratus (purple sea urchin), 4731 nucleotides. Its product is annotated as adhesion G-protein coupled receptor G6. Gene Ontology annotation, cellular component: membrane. NCBI's taxonomy places the organism in Eukaryota, Metazoa, Echinodermata, Echinoidea, Camarodonta, Strongylocentrotidae. The record is from RefSeq and is a predicted model, not a curated record. Gene Ontology annotation, biological process: G protein-coupled receptor signaling pathway; cell surface receptor signaling pathway. Gene Ontology annotation, molecular function: G protein-coupled receptor activity. The transcript is spliced from 13 exons. Bases 14 to 2320 code for a protein of 768 amino acids.